CCGCGCCGCCGCCCAUGGUGCUGCCCGGCCCGGCCGGCAUGGCCCGCUCCGAGGAGGUGCACCGCCUCACCGAGAAUGUCUACAAGACGAUCAUGGAGCAGUUCAAUCCCAGCCUCAGGAAUUUCAUUUCUAUGGGGAAGACCUAUGAAAAAGCCUUAGCAAGCAUGACGUACGCAGCAAAAGGGUACUUUGAUGCUCUGGUGAAGAUGGGAGAGUUGGCCAGUGAAAGCCAGGGAUCGAAAGAAUUGGGGGAUGUGCUCUUCCAGAUGGCAGAGGUGCACAGGCAGAUCCAGAACCAGCUGGAGGAGAUGCUCAAGUCCUUCCACAACGAGCUCCUGACGCAGCUGGAGCAGAAGGUGGAGCUGGACUCCCGGUACCUGAGUGCUGCGCUGAAGAAGUACCAGACAGAGCAGAGGAGCAAGGGGGACUCCCUGGACAAGUGCCAGGCAGAGCUGAAGAAACUUCGCAAGAAGAGCCAGGGCAGCAAGAACCCGCAGAAAUACUCGGACAAGGAGCUGCAGUACAUCGAAGCCAUCAGCAACAAGCAAGGGGAGCUGGAAAACUACGUCUCUGAUGGCUACAAGACCGCUCUGACGGAAGAGAGGAGACGGUUCUGCUUCCUGGUAGAGAAACAGUGCGCGGUGGCCAAGAGCGCCAUCACCUACCACGCCAAGGGGAAGGAGAUGCUGACACAGAAGCUGCCGCUGUGGCAGCAAUCCUGCUCGGAUCCCAACAAGAUCCCGGACCGCGCCAUACAGCUGAUGCAGCAGAUGGCUGCCAGCAGCAAUGGCACCAUUAUGCCCAGCCCUCUGUCCACAUCCAAGUCCAACCUCAUCAUCUCUGACCCCAUUCCUGGUGCCAAACCUCUCCCUGUCCCCCCGGAGCUGGCACCUUUUGUAGGACGCAUGUCGGCACAGGAGGCCAUGCCGGUGAUGAACGGAGUGUCGGGCUCUGACAGCGACGGGUACAACCACUGGUCUGAGAUGAAGCCAGCACAGCCCAAAUCUUUAUCUCCUCCCCAGCCUCAGAAGCAGCUGAGUGACUCUUACUCCAAUACACUCCCAGUUCGCAAAAACGUGCCACCGAAAAACAGCUACGCCUCAGCUGAAAACAAGACACUGCCACGCUCCAGCUCCAUGGCCGCCGGGCUCGAGAGGAAUGGCCGGACGAGGGUGCAGGCGAUUUUCUCCCACGCUGCUGGGGAUAACAGCACCCUCCUGAGCUUCAAGGAGGGGGAUCUCAUCACUCUGCUGGUGCCCGAGGCCCGGGAUGGCUGGCACUACGGAGAGAGUGAGAAAACCAAAAUGAGGGGCUGGUUUCCUUUCUCCUACACACGGGUCCUUGACAAUGAUGGCAGCGAGCGGGUCCACACCAGCCUGCAGCAAGGGAAGAGCAGCAGCACUGGCAACCUCCUGGACAAGGAUGACAUCUCCAUCCCGCCGCCGGACUACGGCAUGGCCUCCCAGGCCUUCCCGGCACAGGGCGGCAACACCUUCAAGCAGCGGCCGUACAGCGUGGCCGUGCCCGCCUUCUCCCAGGGUCUCGAUGACUACGGGACGAGGUCGGUCAGCAGCCCCGAUGUUGAAGUGGCCAGGUUUUGAGGUGCCCCUGCCCGUAGUUAGAACCCCUUUGCCAACGUCCAGCUGAAGCCAACGGUGACGAACGACCGCUCUGCUCCGCUCAUCAGCUGAUCCGGGAGCGCUGGCGCCCGCGUGGCACUCGCCACUCCUCAUCCUCCUCAUCCUCCUCAUCCUCAUCCUCGCCGCUGCAUGUCCAGCUCCCCAGGACUCCAUUUUUAGGUGGAAUUUAUUAAUUAAUCCUGCUGCUUUGAAAGCCAAAGGCUCAAGCUAGUGCCCUAGAUCUCUCUUCUCUAGACUCCCUCGGUGGCAGAGGGUCACGGUGCUGCCAUGUCACCUGUCCCCUGCCUGCGCUAAGGUGGCACUUCCCGGAGCCAGAGCAGCCCGGCCCAGGGCCAGGGUGGCUCCCAGGCCCAGCAGCAGCUUGCUGUGGGUGGAGAAACGGGCUCAGCCGGAGGAUAACUCCCCAUGGGCUCACAGAGCUCCAGUGGGGCAGCAAUGGCAGAGAGGACCCUGUCCCCCUGCUCUCCCUGCCCACACGGGAGGGACCCCAGGCCAGGCAGGACACCCCUGCAAGGUGGGGGGCACAGGCAGCUCCCAGGCUCCCAGCAGACCCCAGGUGCCCACCCCAGGCUCCAGGCUGGGACAGGGCAAUGGUGCCAGCACUGCAGCCCCCGCUGGGACGGGGUCAGCUCCGCUCCCAGAGCUCCUGCUGCGCCAGGGCUCGGGAUACUGUAGGGAAUUACGGUACUGCUGUAAAAUAUAAGCUAGGAAAAAACCACUUGUGGGGGCGAGGGCAGUGUGUGAGUGAGCCUUGGGGUGCUCCUGCUCCCUGCAGACAGGAGCUCCCUUCCGGACCUCUUGCUUGGCUGCUUGCUCUUCCUCUGUUCCUAGGGCUGCAUGAGAGAGAGAUAGAUAGAGAUAAAUAUAUACAAAUAUAUAUAUGCACACUUGCUAAGCUUAUUGCCGGGGGUGCCCACGAGCGAGGCGGCUCCCACAGCCCUUCCCGCAGCUCCUGAGUGACCAGGGUCACAUCCUUGCUCCAAAAACAGGGAGAAGAGUGUUUCCAGGUGGGAACCGUGUCUCCCAUGGCUGAGCGGUUGAACCCAAACAGAGUUUUUUGCUUUUUCUGUUGUAUUUCUCCUUUUGCACUUUCUGAGCCCUGGUGCAGCGUGUCCCAGUCCCACUGCCCGGGCAGGGGGUGCUUGGCUGGGCACUUGGCCGGGCACAGAGUGUCCCCAGCCCAGGGGGCUCGGUCCAGCUGGAUGUGGUGCCUCAUCUCUCCUGUGUCCCCUCUGAUGGCUUUCCCAGCUCCACUGCAGGAAAACAGCUUCUCCUGUGGCCGCCCAGGCUCCAGCUCUGCACGAGGCUUCCCUGCUCCAUGAUGUGCCUCCUCUUCCUCUCCCGUGCCUCCUGCUCCUCUCCCAGGGCUGGAGCAGAUGGGUGGGGGCCAGACGGGGCAGGG
This is a messenger RNA of Pseudopodoces humilis (Tibetan ground-tit), 3042 nucleotides long. RefSeq names its product BAR/IMD domain containing adaptor protein 2 (gene BAIAP2). Gene Ontology annotation, cellular component: cytosol; nucleoplasm. The record is from RefSeq and is a predicted model, not a curated record. Gene Ontology annotation, biological process: plasma membrane organization; actin crosslink formation; positive regulation of actin filament polymerization. Gene Ontology annotation, molecular function: cytoskeletal adaptor activity; protein binding. NCBI's taxonomy places the organism in Eukaryota, Metazoa, Chordata, Aves, Passeriformes, Paridae.